ACUCUAAAUUUCACGUCGACACCCACUGAGGCGCAAAACUCUCACCCAUCUCUCCCCCUUCCGUUCGCAGAGAACCCAACCGGUGAACCAGAUGGAAGAAGCCGCCGCCGCCGUCGGAGAGUCCCGUGAUCCGCCGCCGCCGCCACCUCCGGAGGAUCCCUCUCUUGCGGAAACCUCCUCCUCGGCCGUCGCCGCCGAUGUUCCGGGGGCGCCUCCGCCUCCCGGCGUGCGGGGGGUUGCGGCGGCGAUGGAGGCGGUGGAGCGGGACGCCGCCGCCAUCGCCGAGAGCUACGCCUCCCUCUUCUCCUCCCUACGCUUCGCCCUCUCCAACGUCACCUCCACGUCGGCGGAGAAUAUGGAGUGCUUGGGAGACGUCGCCGGCCGCCUCCAGGAAUCCGCGCUCGAAGCGUCUUCGAAGGGAAAUAAAUACAUCAAUUCGUGCGUGAGGUUGAAUGAGGAAAUGAGAGGGCUGGAAAGCCUAGCCAUGCAACUAAAGAUUCUACGGAAGAAUGUUGAUUCAUUAGACUUGGCUGUCAAUCAGUUGCUCCGCCUCCCCUAGUCAGUGGAUACUAUCAGUAGCAUGUACAAGGAUCUUGUAAGGAAAUUUGUACACCAGAUACGUCAUGUGUUUUAGUUCAAGGCAAUCAACUGCUGCAAAUAUGAAGCGGCUUAUACCAAGCAAAAGAAGACUUUUCCCCUUCCAUGGCAUGAUGAAACACACCUAACUCUUGUGUUUUUUUUUAAAAUGAACUCUUGAGUUGAUUUACGCUUCCAUCUUAUGUGUAUUUAUAAACAAUGCUAUGCAUUUUUUGAGAAACAGCGCUAGGCAAAUCUUACAUCUUUAUCUUGUGAUGUGUGAGUGAAUUGUGUUCGUAAAAUGGGCCAUUCAACCCAUGGACCAUGGUCACACAAGCCGGUUAUACUCUGUAUAUCAGAAAAAAAUGGCAAUAAAGGUUUUUGUGUUA
This is a messenger RNA of Phragmites australis (common reed), 965 nucleotides long. RefSeq lists its product as uncharacterized. Bases 92 to 559 code for a protein of 155 amino acids. The record is from RefSeq and is a predicted model, not a curated record. The transcript has 6 exons. Lineage: Eukaryota; Viridiplantae; Streptophyta; Magnoliopsida; Poales; Poaceae.